This is a messenger RNA of Parastagonospora nodorum SN15, 1470 nucleotides long. RefSeq lists its product as hypothetical. Lineage: Eukaryota; Fungi; Ascomycota; Dothideomycetes; Pleosporales; Phaeosphaeriaceae. The transcript is spliced from 2 exons. Bases 1 to 1470 code for a protein of 489 amino acids. The record is from RefSeq and is a predicted model, not a curated record.
AUGGACACCGUCGACUUGGACCAACUAUUUGAGGAAUACGUUGAGACAGACUUUCUCCAGCAUUGCAGUGACCCAGUAGUGGACCGUUCCAGCUCUGAAGAUCUUGCACGGCUCUUUGAUCUCUCGUCGACGAAUGAGAGCGCGGUAUACCCAAGCACGCCUAUACUCCAUCAGGACGAGGAUAUGGCUUGGCAGCAGGCUGUCCAGAAGAGUGGACAAAACCCAGCCUUGACCGUGUCUAACGAUUCCUUCUCAUUCCGCGUUGACGCAAAAGGCAAAGAGUCGCUCAGUGAUUCGGAACUUCUUAACUUUGAAGAUCUCUUCGACUCGGAACGAAACCAAUUGCGCUCCUACUCACAGCCUUCCACACCACGACCUCACACUACAAAGGCUAUCAAGAAGGCUGUCUCCUUCCACCAGGACCACUCACUUGUUCGUGGUAUUCACAAGUUGUCGAGAAAAACCUCAACCCCCGCCUUUGCAAAGAUGAUGCAGCCCUCGUUUUAUCGAUCACCCAUCCCGGACGUAUGGUCGCGCAAGAUGGAAGCAACAGCAGAUGCUUACAGCAUGAGGGUAGCUCCUCAUGGCAUCACAUCGCCGCCUCCAUCAUCGAAGCUCACUCAUCACGAGAAUUCGAGUGGUUUCUUCAGUCAACAUGCGCAGCCUUACGCAGAGGAUCAAUCGCCCCUAGCCAGCCCUACCACCAACCACAACGGCAUGAACUUUGCCAACUACCAAAUCACACCACAAGCAUCGCCAGCAAUUGGUAUUUCGAACAGUAAUAACAACAGCAACAACGACCCGUUCAACGACAACAUGGGCCUCACUUUCAGUUCAUCAGUGUCGAGUGCGGCUCUUUCAGCCUUACAGACCCCGCCCUCCUCACUUCGCAUGCCCAUGACGACGUGGGGUCCAACCGACACAUCACCCGCCAUGGACUUUGGAUUUUCAGCCUCGCCCGACUAUUCCACCACCAAGACUGCUGGCUGGUGGGACAACACUGACGCCGCAGCCGUCGGCCCCACAUACCGCGAGUCAAAUCAACGAACCACGAGCCAAUAUAGCAACGGCUCGAUGGAAGGACUCGGGAUAUCCUGCGACAGCGCAUCGUUUGGCGACUUUGGCGUCGCCGGUCUGGGCAUCAGUAAUGGCAAUGGAGACACCCUCCGCCAUCAGGCAAGCCAUCAAAAUCUCAACGCUGCGCGCAGAAAAUCGAGCGCGGCGGCUCCACGACAGGCGAGCACGCCGAAUGUAGGCUUCGUCAACUUCACGCCGCACGAUAGCCGCAAGAUCUUGACGGGCGUGGCGCCGAGCGGGAGUAGCAAGACGAAAGCGCGCCGCGAGAAGGAGGCGGCUGAGAAGAGACGGAAGUUGAGCCAGGCGGCGAUGAAGGCGGUCAUGGAGGCGGGUGGGGAUGUGGAUAGUUUGAGGAGAUUGGAGAGGGAGGGGUUGUUGGUGUUGGAAAAUUGA